Messenger RNA from Asparagus officinalis (garden asparagus), 2067 nucleotides. Its product is annotated as probable carboxylesterase 15. Bases 959 to 1921 code for a protein of 320 amino acids. Gene Ontology annotation, molecular function: hydrolase activity. The transcript has 4 exons. The record is from RefSeq and is a predicted model, not a curated record. NCBI's taxonomy places the organism in Eukaryota, Viridiplantae, Streptophyta, Magnoliopsida, Asparagales, Asparagaceae.
CCAUCUCCUGCAUACCUUUUUAGAGUUGAGCGAUGCAAACCAUAAUUUCACCCCGAGGUUAUCUGAUACUUGCAAGAACCCUUUUCAAACACAAAAUCUGGCAAAAUACCGCAUAUUGAAUAUGCUUAAUUAAUUAUAUGCCAUAAUUUUCUUUUCCCCUCGAGUUAUCGUUGCUCUGAGGACCGAAUGAGGUGCUUCGUCGGCGACGUCUUGUAGGCAAAAGAGGGAUGCGAGAGUUUUUUUUUUUUGGCGAAAAGAGUAGAAGAUGCCAACUCUCGAUCUGACUUCUUUUAGUAGCACGUCAAACUUUGUGAGUUUCUAAUUGAUUGUAUUUUAAAAUUAUAACAAAUUUUAUUUUGCUGAUUUCUUUUAGAAAAUUCAUAGUAAUAGGGAUAUUGAGGUGGCUUAACCUUAAAAAGUGCUAAAAUUUUAACGGAGGUGAAGAGGUGAAGUCCAAGUGUAAGCUUCAUGAAAGAAAACAAUUAAAGAGGCAAAUUUAGAAAUAUAAUAAUUUGGUCGAUAAAUUUAAAAAAUACCCAUGACAACAUCACCCCUAUACAUAUCAUUGAAAUUACCCCCGAACAAGUAAAAAGGACUUUUAAAAGCUAAAACUGUUUUUCCAGACAAACAGCGGGCACAAAAAUUUCUUUGUGAAUUCUUCAUUCCAACUGAAUCAUACUAUAACCACAGAAGUCAUGUCUUCAGCUUCAGCAACUUGAGCAACUUGACUUCUCUUCGCAGUCCUCUUUCUUCUUCUUUCCUGCAAUCUACCAGCUCGAUCAGAGAUCCCUUUAGAAUCUAACCAAAAGACAACAACAAUUAGAUUUGCGUCACUCCUUGCGUCAAAACGCACGUGCGGUCAACACCUUAACUGCCCGUUACCUUCCAUAAAGAGCUCCAUUAUCCUUCCCAAACCGGUCAAAAAAUCAAUCCCACGACCCAAAUCCGAGCGCCAACCAUGACGUCCUCCCCCUCGCACGCCCCUCACGUGAUCGAGGACCUCGGCGGCUUCCUCCAACUCCUCUCCGACGGCACCACCCUCCGCUCCUCAGCCCCGCUGUCCCGAUUCCCCGCCGCCGCCCUCGACGGUCACUACCCAAACAUCGUCUUCAAAGACACCCAGUUCGACGCCACCCACGGCCUCAACCUCCGGCUCUACAAGCCCCGCGGGCCCCACCGGGGCAGGCUCCCCGUCCUCUUCUACUUCCACGGAGGCGGGUAUUGUAUUGGGCUGUUUCCGUGGGCCCUGUUCCAUAACGCCUGCCUCCGCCUCGCCGCCGACCUCAACGUCCUUGUUGUCGCGCCGGACUACCGCCUCGCGCCUGAGCACCGGCUGCCCGCUGCCAUCGACGACGCGGUAACCGCGGUCAACUGGCUCCGACCCGAAGCCGACCCCUUCCUCGCCGACGCCGACUUUAAUAACAUCUUCAUCUCUGGCGAGUCUGCUGGCGGCGGCAUAGCCCACCACCUCGCCCUAAAGAUGGGCCCCACCAGAAUCAACGGCUACAUCCUGCUGCAGCCGUUCUUCGGCGGUGCUGAGCGCACAGAGUCCGAGGCCUGUUCUCACGCCGACGCGUCGGCGUCCCUGACCCUUGAGGGGUCCGAUCAGUGCUGGCGGAUGGCGUUGCCGGUCGGGUCCACGAGGGACGACCCGUUGGCGAACCCAUUCGGUCCCGGGGGCCCACGGUGGGAGGAGGUGGAGGUGGGGCCCAUGGUGGUGGUGGUGGCUGAAAGAGAUCUGUUGAGGGAUCGAGGCGUGGAGUACGGGAAGAGGCUGAGGGAGUUUGGGAAGAAAGUGGAGGUUGUGGAGAUUGAAGGGGCGGAGCACGGGUUUCUUUCGCUGGAUUCUCUGUCGCCGGCGGUGGAUGAGCUCGUCGCCAUUAUCAAGAGGUUCGUGGGGGAGAACCUGCGUGGACUUUGAUCUUCGUGGCUUGUGCUUCCGUUUUCUGUCACGUUUGAUACUUCCGUUCUCCAACUUUAAUCUAAGACUUAUUAUAUUUGCUUGUAAUAAUUUGUUUGUUGUGAUUGAAAUUUCAAGCUACGCAAUAAGUGUUUUGCUUCGUCGAA